GAUACGGCGCACCAUAAAUAAGACAUCAAACCCUUCACUUUGUGUUGCUUGAGUCCCGACUGACGUAGGUAUGGCUUUUGUUUGGGUUAAUUGUUAAACCACACCUUUUGGAAAACGCCACCCUCAAACUCGUUCGGCCACAAUUUCCGGAGUGAAAAGAAUCUGUUCAAACCGCACAGGGGCAGAAAGGAUUCCCCGAGCAGCAGUGAGCCCAGCCAGCACCACAUCCAGGCAGGGACUCAGCCAGUGAUGAAGUCGCUUACAUACUUGGUGUUUCUCUCUGCUCUGUGUGGCGCUGGAUAUGGAGUUCCAGAGCUGGUAGAGUAUGACCCUGAAAUAUUGCAAGCUCCAGUGGUAGGAAAAGUCACUCAGACAACAGCUACAUUUGAACAACCACUCUGUGUAUUUGAUAAUAUUGAAACUUCCUGCAGUUUCUGUGAGGUUUGGUUGGUUGUCGAUAACGUAACAACGCAGUCAGCCUUCGACAGGAAUAAUUCGCACGUGAAUCCUAAAGAUUUUAUGUCUGGAGCUUUUUCGAAGAAUGGUUUUUACCUGACCGUAAGGACUGCAAGAAAUCAGUAUCAAUGUCGUUCGGGUAUAUCUAAUAUUACUAUGCUCUACACCAUUCGAGUUGGAAAUGAAUCACCUUGUGUAACUGACAACUGCAACAAGCCCUUACCUACUGGUUCCACUUUCAGAGUGCGCUAUAUUUUGAGGCAUCCAUUUAGAACCUCGGACAACGUUGUUGCAGUGACAAGGUGGUCCAGCAAUGUCAAGCUUCUGGAUGCUGUGGAUCCCAAUAACCUCGACGCCUUGACAAGUCGCAGUGGAGGCAUGGUUGUCUUAACAACCAUUCUCUCUAUUCUGCUCUUUUUGCUGCUGUUAUUGUUUAUCGCUCUGCUCGCCAUGUUUUGUUGCAGAAGAUCCGGCUCAAGCAAUUUUUCUGAACCUAUAACCACAUUUGGCUCCCUUCGCCGAUACAACACCCACAGCUUGCAAAACAAAGGAAACAUCAUCACUACCAAAGGGAACUUCUAAAGCAAUGGGGAUGAUGCUAGUACAGACUAUAUCUACAUGAAUCCAGCAGCCGCCUUCCCCCCGAGAAGCUCACUCACUCUCUGAUUACACAGCAGAAUAUCCCAGGCAACUUUGCUGGGCAGGAGUUUGGAACAAUGAAGUGUUCAAUGCUGAUGAUCCAGACGUUUACUGUGGAUAAUCCCAUGGUCAGUUUCUCUCCCUUUUAGGUAACAGAGGUCUCCUUUCUCAACGUGAAAAUAUGCAUGUAAAGUGAUAGAAAAAUGUUUUGUAUUUAAGUUGAGGAAUGACUGUUCUAAACCUCCACACUUGUACACUCCACCACUGCCUGAUAUGUUGGUUGCACACAUCAUCCUUAACCUUACAGCAAGGAAAAACCUUUCUACUACUGUUAUAGAAUCUACAUGAAGCCCAUUUUGUCCCAAAGAGUCCAACAGAGUUUGACUCAAUGUAUUACUAUUGCCUGAUCUGGCACUGGUUCACAGAGCAAUAACAUUGCUGCCCAAUUCUUGGCCUUUCAGAAUCAGAAUCAGGUUUAUUAUCACCAGUAUGUGUUGUGAAUUUGUUAACUUAGCAGCACCAAUACAAUAUAUAAUAUAGAAGAAGAAGAAAAAAAUAAAGUAAGUAAAUAAAUAAAUUAAUUACAGUAUACGCAUAUUGAAUAGAUUAAAAACGUGCAAAAACAGAAAUAAUAUAUAUUAAAAAGUGAGGUAGUGUUCACAUGUUCAGUGUCCAUUUAGGAAUUGGAUAGCAGAGAGGAAGAACGUGAAUCGCUGUUCCAUUAAGGUGUUCCUGUGUGCUUGGGCAUCUGCCUUUCCUUAUCCAACAGCUGCCCAAUGUGUUUCUGAUAAGCCUUCCACUUCAUCCAGUGCCUGUAUUCUGGGUCACUGCCAAGGAAUGGGUUCAGUUCCAUUAGGGUUUUCUUGUGGAUAGGGAACUCAUUGCAGUCCAAUGUAUGAACUUCUACUUCCCCGCUGCUGCCCCACGCUCUGCCAAUUUUCCUAAAUAUUUUCUAAGCAAUAAAAAGCACUUUUCCACUAUUAAGCUCUUUUGAUCAGUAUGCUGCUGGGUCAAAGUGCUGUUGUAUCAAUCUCACACUGGUGUUUCCAGUUGCAUCAGGUAACUGAGUUGGUAUUGAGAUGAACACACAGCAGCAACCUCUGAUGCACACUGUUUAGUCUAAGCGCACGCAACUCUGUGCUAGAAUAAGCUAGAAUGGAAAACUGGCCAUAGCUCUAAAUUUCUGGAUGGAAAUUUUUCCCCAGUGCCGAGGAAACCAUUAAAACUUGGAGAACUUUGAACAUUUUUUCUUUGCACUGCAAGCAAGGCACUACAUGCAUAAAGAAAGAUUCAAAACCAAGUGGAUAUUGUAGAGAUCUGUUUGAGAAUCUUUCAGAUAGGAAGAGACUAAAAGUGAAAUGUAUGGCAGGUGAGAGGCAUUCCUCAUUUCACAACAUCGCCUUUGGUACCUAACAUCAAUGAACGUAUGAAUGAUACUAUUAUGUGAGAAUAGCUUUAGGCUCUUGGCUCCAAUCAUGAGCACAUUACUAAUCUGGCACCAUUUCUAUCUGAGUUUUUAUAGAUGGGUCUAGCAAGCUAAUGACUUCCAAGAAUUCAAACCUUUCUAAUUGUGAUUGUAACAUAAUACACCCAGCGUUGCAUUCACAGUGUUAUUACAGUUGUUGAAGAUGAUGCACUAACAUACAGAGUAUUAGAAUUCACUGUUUUCCCAUAAGGUAGAUUGAGUUAGCUAUGCCACCCAGAAAGGAGAGAUAAUCCAGCCCAGUUUCUUCCUACGGCGAAGCGGCAAAUGUCUGAGGUUUAGACACCUUUACAACAGCAAUCGAGGACAAGGAAAAGGCAGAUAAAUUAACUCUUGAUCAGGCAAUAUUUGUGAAGUCACAUGGUAGAAAGCCCAGAGGGGAAACUGCAGAAAAAAUGGAAUGGAUGUUGGAGUGUUGAACAGAAAAGACUCAGGAAUGCUGAGUGGUUGGUUUGCAUUGAGAAGCACUAUAUUCAGAUGUACUGAGGACCCAAAGAGUAAGCUUUGGAACACCAGAAUUUACAGCCACAUGCCUUGUGACAUUUGAGACAAUCCACCCUUUGGUAGCUUUGUGUAGAGCCUUACCACCCUUAGGACAAGAGUAGAAAAAUCCCCAAAAACUGGAAUCUGCCUCAAGACCGGGAUACAUUACAAGUUUUGUUCUAUGGUGACCCGAAGAACAAAAUGUGCACCCAGGAAGGGACAUGGAGAAGCAUGCCUAGAGGUUAAACAUGAUGUUAGCAGCAGGUAAAGGCAAAACUGCUGAAACUUACCAGAGGCUCAGUGUAGGCAUGGAUUGCAGAGUGACAAACAUGACUGUAUGGUGAAGGGGAAAGCUGUAGUGGUACAGAAGUCUGCUGAGAGAACUUGUUGUUAGUAUAACAUUGAUUAGAAUUACAAUGCUAUGUGAGUUUCUGAAACAUGAUAUGACUUUUGACCUUGAGAGCAUUUUGAACACAAAUACAGGGAAGUUGCUGCCUGCUGGUGCUAUCAUGUGAGUACUCAGUUCUUCCUGAGGUUAGUAACAUUUAAAAAAAAUAGAUUUGUUGCGUGAGCUUGCACAAUACAGCAACAACGAAAGAUCCCAAUCUCAGAUAUGUGGCAGGUUGAUGUGCUAAGAAAACCUGCCCAGUUCUAUAAAGUGACAUUUAUUCUGCGUGAUAUUUUAUGAAAUAGUUUUAUAUAUUAUAUGUUACCAUGGUUCUUUUGUCCAUUCUUAACACUGACGGGGGGUAUUGUAUACGUAAAAUGUAAAUUAAUUCCUAAUAUAAAAUAAUAAAAACAGCUUAAAAUUA
Hypanus sabinus (Atlantic stingray) is the source of this 3873-nucleotide messenger RNA. It is a transcript of the gene upk3b, whose product is annotated as uroplakin 3b. The transcript is spliced from 6 exons. The coding region runs from base 250 to 1038 and encodes 262 amino acids. Lineage: Eukaryota; Metazoa; Chordata; Chondrichthyes; Myliobatiformes; Dasyatidae. The record is from RefSeq and is a predicted model, not a curated record.